Molecule: messenger RNA, 348 nt
Organism: Saccharomyces paradoxus
Lineage: Eukaryota; Fungi; Ascomycota; Saccharomycetes; Saccharomycetales; Saccharomycetaceae
Gene: SPG4
Product: Spg4p
Exons: 1
Coding region: 1-348 (115 amino acids)
Source: RefSeq, a predicted model, not a curated record
AUGGGUAGUUUUUGGGACGCAUUCGCAGUAUACGACAAGAAAAAGCACGCAGAUCCAAGUGUGUAUGGAGGGAACCAUAACAACACAGGAGACAGUAGGACGCAGGUUAUGUUUUCAAAAGAAUACCGUCAACCUAAGACACAUCAGCAGGAGAACUUGCAGAGCAUGAGGAGAUCUUCUAUAGGAUCACAAGACAGUUCCGAUGUUGAGGACGUUAAGGAAGGGAGAUUACCCGCAGAAGUAGAAAUACCCAAAAAUGUCGACAUUUCUAACAUGUCUCAAGGUGAAUUUCUAAAACUUUACGAAAGUUUGAGGAGGGGGGAACCCGACAAUAAAGUAAAUAGAUGA